GGGAGAUAGAAGAGAGAUAUUCAAGACGGAGGAGAGGGAAUGUAGGCGGUCUGUCUCCCUGUCUCCCUGUCUCCUUCACCUCCCCCAGACCUCGUCCCUCGCUCCUCCAAGCACACAUCUGAGUCAGUAACGAAGCAUUUGUCACCACGGCCCCACCUUGUCUGUGCCUCGUGAACUGAAGGAUUAAACAAGGCGGGAUGGUGCUACUGAAGGCAAUGCUGGUAUUGGCAGGUCUCCACAUGAUGUCUGCAGCGGGAAGACUAAACGUGGACAUAGCGAGCCACCUGAAGCACCUCGGGACGCACAGAUACCCGAACGAGGCGCAGAAGGGGGCGAGGGAACAGGCGGCGGAGUACAUAGCCAAACAAUUUGAGGAGUGUGGGCUAAGGGUGGACCUGCAGUCUCUUAAAGGUUUCGCGGCCCCUAAACCAGGUGACCAGCUCAACUACAUCCCUUAUAAACAGGACAAGAGUCAAGUGCAGGGAACGAACAUCAUCGGCCUGUCAGGACCGGUGCGGGAUGAGGCUGGGGCGGUAGUGGUGGUGGGCGCGAACUACGACACAGAUGGCGUGGGCAGCCCUCUGUGGGACAACGGGGCGGGCGUGGCGGUGCUUCUGGAAACGGCGCGGUUAUACCAGGCUGCGGUGGUCACUCCUCGCCUCGCUACUCUCUUCGUGGCCUUUGAUCUAAGCACUGACAGAUACGGAGGCAAGGCCUCUAGUGACGGCAGCGAUGGUGGUGGCGGUGGUGGUGGUGGUCUGCCAGGCGCCUACAGUCUAGUGCAAGAUUACCUGAGGAGCUUCGUGAGCCAGAACACUUCCACGGUGGGCGGCGCCAUCGUGCUCGGGCCGCUCAUGAAUGUGAACCACGAGACUGGCUCACAAGGGUUCGACUCCCGACUGACGAAGCUCUUCCCUGACGCCCAAGAGGAGGUGGCGGCGAGGGAGUACCGGGGUGACUUCGUGGCCUUGGUGUCUGGAGGGAGUGAGGCGGGGCGCACACUGGCCAAGGGGGUGAUGGACAGCUACAGGGAGGUUGGAGGAAGACUAGUUGAAUUCAGGCUGGGUAACCACUCCCACACACUCCUGCCCCCUUCCCUCCACGCAAGAGAGGCCGCUUACUUCUGGCAGUCUACCUUCAAGGGCCUCAAGUCACCCCUGCCAGCCAUUCUCCUCACCGACACGGAGACGAACCGGGCGUGGCCAAGGGACGCCGCGACGCGCACUCAACUGACGGAAGCACAGAGGGAGUUUCUUGACACCACCGUCGCUAGCCUCGUUCGCUUCCUCGUGCAGCGGCAACCCGUGGAGAGCGUGGAAGAGUGGCGUGAGGUGGGUCUGCUGACGGCACUGAUGGUCUCCUGUGGCGUCAACCUCCUCCUGCUGGUUCACCUACACCACCUGUGCUCAUCGCCCAACGCUGGCAGGAGACACGGGGACGCUCACAGCCCCUCAGAGACACUCAGCUUGCAGGACAUGAAGUGUACAGCAAGUGAUGAUAAGAGUUCAUUCACUGUUUUGUCAUAGAGUGAAAGAAAUGUGAUAUUAUCUAUGUAUAUAUAAGCAAGAUUUUUUUGUGCUCGUGAAAAAUAAAUUAAAAAAAGUGUUUAUGGAAAGAAAAGAGAAAAACAUACAUAUUUACUUAUUUAUUACAAG
Scylla paramamosain (green mud crab) is the source of this 1655-nucleotide messenger RNA. RefSeq lists its product as uncharacterized. The record is from RefSeq and is a predicted model, not a curated record. Bases 198 to 1526 code for a protein of 442 amino acids. The transcript is spliced from 8 exons. Gene Ontology annotation, biological process: proteolysis. Gene Ontology annotation, molecular function: metalloexopeptidase activity. NCBI's taxonomy places the organism in Eukaryota, Metazoa, Arthropoda, Malacostraca, Decapoda, Portunidae.